This is a messenger RNA of Aspergillus caelatus, 1177 nucleotides long. RefSeq lists its product as uncharacterized. The record is from RefSeq and is a predicted model, not a curated record. The transcript has a single exon. Lineage: Eukaryota; Fungi; Ascomycota; Eurotiomycetes; Eurotiales; Aspergillaceae. The coding region runs from base 476 to 1162 and encodes 228 amino acids.
GCUCGAACAACCACAGCUCGAACAGCCACAUCUCUAACAACCAAAGCAGUGAUAGUGCUCAAGUCUCUGGUUACGCGACUCCAAACACAGAUCCCCUACUCCAUACUAUAUAUGCCGAGGAUUCGGAUUACUACAGAAGUUUUCUCGAACAACUUCUGGAUUUGGUUUGCAAUGAGGAUCAAGAGACGGUAGCUCGAUUAGUCACUAUCAUCCGUUCUGGUGCCUCUCAACGAGAGAUCCUCGCGGCGGUUUCUCAAAUGCAGAAUGGAAACAACCACUUCAGGGAUAAUGGUUUCACAGGAUCCUAAUAGUCAAAACAAGCAUGGUGAAAGCUCUUACAUUGCAAUGACUCUACACCUUGCUCGUCUCUGCUAUCAUCAUCUUGUGACGUCGUUGUCUCGGCUGUUUGGAUUGAAAGACUGCCUUGGAUGAAUACAUAGUGAUAAGAUGCUGAAGUCAACCUCCGGAUAGCGUCAUGCACAUGGCCCUGAGGUGGAUAUGCCGCUUAGUUGACUUGCCUGCUUCUUCACUCCCUAGUCCCGUAUUAGGUGUCCAGUUGGAAGUGGAGAAUGUCCCAAAUACUUUCCCAUUUCCUGGUUCAGCUGACCGUUUACCAUGUUUAAUUGGUAUUUUCCACAUUGCUAUGCAGAUCCUUUCACCAUGUAUAGUAAUCAGCCCGGCGUCGCUUCAUUUCAUUGAAUUUAUAUGCCUGGACACGGAUGGCUCAAUCAUCGCUGCUCCCUGCCAUGACUGGCCAUCUCGUGGGUGCAUGAUGCAGGCAUCGGUGAGUAUACUAAGUGUACGUAGCCGCAGCAUGUCAGCUACGAGAGAUUUUAAUCCCACUCAGAUCAUGGUGUAUAUGUGUUGCCGAGUACCAUAUCCAGGUCGGAUAAUGAGAGAUUUCCUGCUAAGUCAGGAAGAAAUCCUCCAUAGGCCAUACAGAACUAAUCAGGCUGAUUGUGUCUUUGUUUUUGAAGGUUCCUUGGAAUUUUGCUUCGGCACGAAGCUCCGAAUCUCAUUUGGCCCAUUGUUCAAAAAUAGGGUGGCGAGUUGGACGACUGGCCAUAUAAACGCAUGUUCAAAUGAUUGCUGGUGUUAUUAUGAUAUCACCUUGUUAUUAAACGUAAGAGGAGGGUCGAUGUAUUUGCAGCAGCAACCUUAAGUGGCUAGAAUGAUG